UGGUUUUUUAUUAUAAUAUUUUUUUGAGAUAAUUUAUAGAUAGAUUGACAAUUUGUCAUCACAAAUAUGCAGAUUAUUUAAAAAAUAAAAUAAAUAAAUAAAAAGUGAAAAAAAGAAGAAGCACCAAAUGCUAUUUUGUGGGAUUAUUUGCCUCCUCUGUGGUGGUCCCUGAGGUCCCCGAGUCUAUGCAUGUGGGACUAUCUCAGCCGCUGGCAGCUCAAAGUUACCAACACCAAGAAAAAACAUUCUAUCCAAUCAUACGUUUUUUUCUUUUCGACUCUGGGUUUGGCAUUCAGUUUGUGUUUCUUUGUGUUUGGAACUGAAAAGCUCGAAUCUAUGGAUUCCAACCGUUUUGUUUCUCUUUCUUCAACACCAAGGGACUCAGCACUACUCGCCAAAGCGCAGCAACAACCAAAUAACCUUUCCACCCCAUCUCCUUCCUUGUCAGGUUCUCUUCCUAUCCGAGCUCCUCUUACUGUUGAUGAUGAUGUGGGUUCUGAUUUUGAAUCCGACGGUGACAAAUUUGACAAAAAUUAUGGUAGUAGUAUCAAUGGUAGUGAUAGUGGGUCCGAGUCUGAGGUAUUUGUGAGUGGGGAAGAGUCUGAAACUGCUUCUGAGAGGCAGUUGGUGGCUGACUCAGUUGCGGAAACCGUGGGAGUGAGUGGUGUGGUUGAAAAAUUUGAACUUUCUAGGCCUUCUGUGAGAUACCCAGACGAAGAAAGCUCUGAGAAUAGUGUUGGGGGUGAGGAAGAGAGUGGUGAAGUUGAUGGAUAUAAACCUGCUGUUCGACCAGUUAUGGUGGAUGAGCUGAGUUUGAAGCUGGUUAGGCCUAUUGCUCAGUUAUCCUUGGAGGAAGAUGAUAAUGUGUUGACUAGCGAUGAAGAGGUGGUGAGCGAAGUGGAAGAUGGAGGUUCUUUAGAGAAGGUCAGUAUCGCACCUAGAAUUAAAGUGUUGAGAGUUGAUGAAGGAGAAGAAGAUGAAACGGUAGUAGGAGAGACUAAUGAUGAUUCACUUUCAGAUGAUUCUCUUGGAGAUGAAAAUGGGAUUUUGGGUGUUAAUAAAGAGAAGCUAUUGGGUGUAGGGGACUACGUUAAGGAUGUCAAGGAGCAAAGGACAGGGAUUUUGGAUGUUAAUGAAGAGAAGCUAUUGGGUGUAGGGGACUAUGUUGAGGAUGUCAAGGAGCAAAGGACAGAACCUGACGUAAAAGUUGAGAAUUCUGUUGAAGAGAAACAGAAGCUUGCUGAAACGGUGGAGGACGCUAUUGAAUUGAAUUUCAUGGAUUCUCACAACCCAACAUCCCUAAGACAGUCACUGGGAGUUUCUGAAGGGAUUGAUGAUGUCUUAAAAAGAACUAGUGUUUUUUCUGACUCAGAGCUGCUAAAGGAACAGAAUGGUGUCAUGUAUGAUGAUCAUGAAGUAUUCCAUGAACCUAUGACAAGCAUGGUUAAAGAGACCAAAGAAUCAAAUUCCAUGGGGACAAAUGUUGAUGGGUGGGAAGUCAAGUAUGUGGCAGAAGAAACUGUGGUUUGUGCAAAUGGCGUGAGCAGUAAUAUUGAGUUUAGCGGAGGAGUGGAUAAUGGUGUUUUAACUAAAACCAGUGAUAGUGAUCGUGAUAGUUUAGAAAAUUCUCUGAAUUGUGAUUAUGGGUCUGCUAAACAAUGUUCCGAUUUGGCCCACAAGGGGAAUAUAGAUGCAGAACUUGAAGAAGACCAUGGUGUAGAUGCAAUUGAAGAAGAACAAGACGGUUUAGUUUCUGAUGAAGAUACUGAAGAUUUCAUUGAUAUCUCUGAAACAACCAAACAAAUCAUAAAUGACUUGGGGCAAAGGUUAGUUUCCUCUUCACUUUUUGGUACACAAGAUUCUGAGGAUCAUCUAAAGCCAGUUGAUGGACAGAAUAUGGACCUGGUUAAUGUGGAAAUAGAUCAAGAUAGUAGGGGAAAUAAACUAUUCGAUUCCACGUCUUUGCUGGCUCUUUUGGAAGCAGCAACUAGUAUUGUUGAAUCAAGAGGUUUCGCACUUGAUUCUCCUGCUGAGUUAGGUUCUUUCCCUCACUCUAUGAGACCUGCUCCACUACUAGGUGAGUCUGAGGACAAAUUAAGCGAAGAAGACAAGAGAAAGAACGAGAAGAUGCAACUCCUGGAAUUGAAAUUUUUGAGGCUUGUUCAUAGACUUGGCCUUUCUCCUGAAGAUUCCAUUGUUUCCCAAGUUUUAUGCAAGCUGGUCUCCACUGCAGGAAGAUGCUCUAGUCAGUUAUGUUCUCUUGAAUCAGCGGAGAGGAUGGCCUUAGAUCUUGAAGCUGAGAAUAAAAUAAACUUGGACUUCUGUCUGAAUAUUUUGGUUAUUGGAAAAACUGGAGUGGGAAAGAGUGCUACCAUAAACUCUAUUUUUGGAGAGAAGAAAGUGAAGAUUGAUGCCUUUCAACCUGCCACAACUACUGUGAAAGAGAUUGUUGGAAAAAUAAAUGGAGUCAAGAUCAGAAUCAUUGACACACCAGGUUUGAAAUCUUCUGCAGUUGAGCAAGCUGUGAACCGAAAGAUAUUAGCAGCUAUAAGCAAAUGUAUAAAGAAGUUCCCUCCAGAUGUUGUCCUCUAUGUUGAUCGUUUGGACACUCAAACAAGAAGUACAAAUGACUUACCAUUGUUACGGACAAUCACUAAAUCUCUCAGUUCUUCAAUAUGGAGAAAUGCUGUUGUCACUCUAACACAUGCUGCUUCGUUUCUCCCUGACGGACCAUCAGGCUUUCCCAUAAACUACGGGGUCUUCGUUGCUCAGAGAUCCCGUGUUGUUUUACAGUCCAUUGGCCUAGCUGUUGGUGAUCUGCAGUGGAUGAAUCCAAAUGUUGUGCAACCAGUUUCCCUUAUUGAAAACCAUCCAUUGCAUGGAAAGGGCAAAAAUGGAGAGAGAGAUGUGUCUGACGGAGUUAGUGGAAGUUCUCAACUAUUGCUCUCGUGCUACUCAAUAAAGAUCUUAUCAGAAGCAAGCUCCAUAUCAAAGCCUCAAGACUCAUCUAAUCUGAAGAAAGCUUCUGGUUUCCGCUUGCGCUCCCUACCAUUACCCUACUUGUUGACUUCUCUGAUGCAGUCUCGUGUUCAUCCAAAACUAUCUGCUGAUCAGGGUGGCAAUAAUAUUGACUCAGACAUUGAGUUGCAGGAUGUUUCAGAUGCUGACAGUGAAGAUGAGGAUGAAUACGAUCAACUUCCCCCUUUUAGGCCUCUGAGGAGAUCACAGAUUGCUAAGCUUAGCAAGGAACAAAAGAAAGCUUAUAUCGACGAGUAUGAUUAUCGUGUAAAGCUCCUUCAAAAGAAACAGUGGAGAGAGGGGACCAAAAGGUUGAAGGAGAUCAAGGACAAAAGCAAAGAUGCUAGUGAUGUUUAUGGUCUCAAUAAGGAAGAUGAAGAAAAGGAAGAAUCAGGUCCAGAGGAUGAAUCAGUUGCUUUGCUUGACGUGCCUCUUCCACCUUCCUUUGAUGGAGACAAUCCUGCCUACAGAUAUCGAUUUUUGGAGCCCACAUCUCAACUUCUUAUGAGGCCAGUUGUGGACAAUAAUGGCUGGGACCAUGAUUGCGGGUAUGAUGGUGUCAGCAUUGACAGAAAUCUUGCUGUUGGGGGUCAAUUUCCUGCAGUUUUUGCAAUUCAAAUCACGAAAGAUAAACAACAGUUUAAUAUUCACUGGGAUUCCUCUGUAUCUGUGAAGCAUGGGGACAAUGGAUCAACUAUGGCAGGACUUGACAUCCAGACUGUGGGAAAGCAGCUUGCUUACAUUCUCAGAGGUGAAACCAAAGUAAAAAAUUUCAAGAUAAACAGAACAACUGCUGGGAUAAAUGUUACUUUUUUAGGUGAACAGAUAGCUCCUGGACUCGUAAUUGGGGACCAGGUUGCAAUUGGGAAGCGCUUGGUUUUAGCAGGAGGUGCUGGACUUGUGCGAUCUCAUGGUGACACAGCUUAUGGAGCCAACUUGGAAUUGCGCCUCAAGGAUGAAGAUUUCCCUAUAGAGCAGAACCAAUCUAGUUUGGGUUUGUCUCUGAUGAAGUGGAGAAGUGAUUUGGCUUUAACAGUUGCCCUACAAUCUCAGUUUUCCAUUGGAAGGAGUUCUAAAAUGGCUGUCCAUGUUGGAUUGAACAACAAGCGAAGUGGCCAGAUUACUGUCAGAACAAGCAGCUCAGACCAACUCCAAAUAGCUCUUGCUGGUUUUCUUCCAAUUGCAGUUUCAAUCUUUAGAAGUUUUUGGCCAGGAUUUGGUGCUCAACGCUCAACAAAUUAGCUUCUUUUUUUAUAAUAUAUAUAUAUAUUUUAUCUUUCCAUUAACUAUGGACAUUUUUUUAUUUUUUAGUAAGAAGCUUAGAAAAACAUUGUGUUGUUGCAGAUAGCUUAAUUCCAAAGUAGGUGACAUUUUGAUAUAUCAGAAAAGCAUUAAGAUGUUAGUUCAAUGAAUUUACUAUAAGCUCAUUUCUGUCCGUCA
This is a messenger RNA of Ziziphus jujuba (common jujube), 4458 nucleotides long. RefSeq names its product translocase of chloroplast 159, chloroplastic. Gene Ontology annotation, cellular component: chloroplast outer membrane. The transcript has a single exon. The record is from RefSeq and is a predicted model, not a curated record. NCBI's taxonomy places the organism in Eukaryota, Viridiplantae, Streptophyta, Magnoliopsida, Rosales, Rhamnaceae. Bases 190 to 4260 code for a protein of 1356 amino acids. Gene Ontology annotation, biological process: protein targeting to chloroplast. Gene Ontology annotation, molecular function: GTPase activity; GTP binding.